Molecule: messenger RNA, 1716 nt
Organism: Pundamilia nyererei
Lineage: Eukaryota; Metazoa; Chordata; Actinopteri; Cichliformes; Cichlidae
Product: mitochondrial import receptor subunit TOM40B
Exons: 10
Coding region: 276-1271 (331 amino acids)
Biological process (GO): protein import into mitochondrial matrix
Cellular component (GO): mitochondrial outer membrane
Molecular function (GO): transmembrane protein transporter activity
Source: RefSeq, a predicted model, not a curated record
AGUGCCAGUUUUAUACAGUAAGGUGUAAAAGUGUGCAGUUUUCAAAUGUGCAGGGUUCCCGCCGUGGUUUCAGAGGGACGCAUUUGUGGGGUGGCACACGAGGCAGCUAUUUGCAGCAUUAGUGAAGCUCAGCAUCAGUUGGCUUUGCAUCUCAAGUUGGUGUUUGUAAAGAAAUUAAGGGAAAAUCCGCCUGACAGUUUUCCUGAUGUGCGGUUCUCAUUUCCGCUCGGGAUUUUAAGGUCUUUCGAUCAAAUCGGAAGGAGUGUUGCACCCACAUGGGCAGCGUUCUGGCUUUGUCUUCCAGUCCGGGCCAUCAGAACUGGCCUUUCUCCACAGACCCACCUCCUUCCCGCUGGGACGCACACCCUGCUCACUGGGAUAGUCCACCGCGCUGGGAGAGGAGGGAUGGCCGCCUUCCCAACCCAGGCAGCUUUCACUCAUUGCACAGGAGCUGCAAAGAUGUGUUUCCUCAACAGAUUGAGGGUGUUAAGAUGAUACUGAAUAAAACCCUGAGCAGCUUCUUCAAGGUCAGCCAUACGCUCCACCUCAGCGCUGUAAGUCCGUCGUAUUAUCGAUUUCACGUGGAGCACCUGCAAAGUGACGACUAUAGCAAAGACAAGGAUGCUCCAGCGUUGAUCGGGGAGAUGGACUCCUCAGGUAGUCUGAACGCCCACGCUCUGCUGCAUCUCACUGAGCGCGUGCGAGCCAGAACAGUGUUUCAGACCCAGCAGUCCCAGUUUGUAACGUGGCAAUUUGAAACUGAGUACAGAGGGAACGAUUUUACUGCUGCUGUGACGGUGGCCAACCCAGACAUCCUCAGAGAGUCAGUUAUCCUGGUGGCGCAUUUCCUGCAGAGCGUGUCUUCUGGGCUGGUGUUAGGAGGAGAGCUGGUCUACCAUCGGGGACGAGCAGAAGAAGGAGGCAUCCUUACUCUGGCUGGACAGUACUCAAGACCAAACUGGGUGGCAACAUUGAAUGCUGGCAAAGGAGGUGCCCAUGCAAGCUACUAUCACAGAGCCAACAAACAGAUACAAGUAGGGGUGGAGUUUGAAGCCAGUACCAGGACACAGGAGACCACAACAUCCUUUGGGUAUCAGAUGGAGCUCCCAGAGGCUAAUAUGGUCUUUCGAGGUAUGAUAAACAGCCGGUGCAUAAUAGGAGGUGUGUUGGAGAAGCGCCUGACUCCUCUCCCAGCCACACUGAUUAUGGGUGCCUUUGUAAAUCAUAAAGGUGAUAAACUGCAAGUGGGUCUAGGCAUCAACGUGGGUUAAUCAUCAGCUAACCCCCGCUGGAAUUACACUGGAUAUCCGUCCAGAGGCACGUUUCAGAGGCUUUAUUAACAACGUGACCUUGCGAGACUUUUUCAGCCUCACCAAAACACUUCCUGUUUCUUUAAGUCACCUACCUCUCUAAGUGGAGGCGAUGUUUGUCUGACUGAGUGACAACAAGAGGAUUGCACUAAGAGGAGUGGAUGAGCACCUCGAGGGCUCCAGUACAGUAUGUGACUACACAAAUGUUUCAGUCUCCCUAAACCCAAACUGUGCAUCCACUCCUGGACACUGAACCAAAAGGAUAAAAGGCAUACAGUACUGUAAAGUUAAAAUAAAGAUUUUAUAUUAUGGGUAGUCCUAAACAAAUCUAAUGUAAGUACACUGUAUUAAAGAACAAUAGUCUGUGAAGGUUCUCAGUCAUCCAGGUCAUCGUAGUCAAAGGAGC